AUGGCCCACCUGUACGAGCGCUACAGCCGGCACGGCGCGGACCCCGCCUCCGCCCCCGCCCCCGCCCCGCCGCGCUCCAACACCGUCCGAAGCUUCAAGCCCAAACCCGAAAUAGUUGGCCAGAAGACCGUGUAUCAUUUCAACUUGACCUCCAUGCAGGACUCAGAAAUGGUUCUCGCUGCCACAUUCCACUUCUACUCCGAUCAACGCCUGCGGUCCCGAGAGGCGUUCUGCAAGCGGUCUAAGAACUCCUCCUGUCGCCUCCUCCACCCGGCCCAGGUCUCUCGGGCCAACCUGGUGUUCCGCAGUGUGCCUCAGAACGCUGCUUUCGGGGUGGUCAAGGGCAAUGUGACGGUCUACCCCCACCGGCGGGGAGCCUGGCAGGCCAGGGAUAUUUCCCCCAUCAUCAAGGAAGCAAAAUGGGAUGGGGAGCUCCUUCUCUUGGCCGAGUUCGAAUCGGGGGAGAGAGAGCAAGUCUUCCACGAGCCGGACUCCAGCGACCUGCCCUACAUCCUGGUCUAUGCCAAUGACCUGGCCAUCUCUGAGCCCAACAGCGUGGCGGUGACCCUCCAGAGGUACGACCCCUUCCCGGCCGGCGACCCCGACCCAGGCCGCUCGCCCAACGCAUCCAGCGACACCCGGGUGAGGAGGGAUACGUACGUGCCUGGAUCCAUCCAGGACAAUGAACUGCCGGAGGAGGACUACGGCCCUCCCCACCCCCAUGGCCCCCACCACCCCCACAGCCCCCAUCACCACCACUAUCACAAACAUGACCUGUGGGAGAAUGCUUACAAGGCCCUCAAACCCAAAUCUCCCCGGAAGGACAGGAGGAAAAAGGGACAAGACAGCCAUGAGAUGCUGACUAAAUCUCAGAUGUUGAAUUUUGAUGAGAAAACGAUGAAAAAGGCCAGGAGAAAACAGUGGAACGAGCCCAGAAUCUGCUCCCGCCGAUACCUGAAAGUUGAUUUUGCCGACAUCGGGUGGAAUGAGUGGAUCAUAUCACCAAAGUCCUUCGAUGCCUAUUACUGUGCAGGGGCUUGCGAGUUCCCGAUGCCCAAGAUUGUUCGACCAUCAAAUCACGCCACAAUCCAGAGUAUAGUGAAAGCAGUGGGAAUAAUUCCAGGUAUUCCAGAACCCUGCUGUGUUCCGGAUAAAAUGAACUCCCUCAGCGUGCUUUUCUUGGAUGAGAACAGAAAUGUGGUUUUAAAGGUGUAUCCCAAUAUGUCAGUGGAGACUUGUGCCUGUCGAUAAGUGUAUGGGACUGUACCUUUUACAAGAUAAAAGGCCUACAGGGCUAGUGGGGAGAGGGAGAGGGAGAGAGCAGGAAAAUCCCUAAACCUGGCUACAGUACAUUAUUUUACACUGGGAAAGUUGUGCUUGGGAAAUGAAUUUGACUGUAUUUAUGAAUGCAGGUCCAAGAUAAAACAAAGACAGACUUUAAACAGACCAACACUUAUUAGAAGGAACUCUCUUCUACUAUAGUAGUCAUUUGAGGGUGAUAUGAGAACUUAUGAUUUAGCUUCCUCCUGAGAUUCCAAAUGCAGGUAAAUCCCAUUUUACUCCUUUAGGAGAGGACUUGAAUAUUUGGCUAGUUUUUAUGAUUUAACAUUGUUUCUCUUAUGCUGAGUCUGCCACAAACUUUAGGUUGAAAAGGGAAAUUGGAAUUGCUUGACAUAUUCUAGAGCUGUUUUAUCCUUUCAUCUCAUAAACCUGGAAAUGGACUUUGUAAAACCAUAGUAUCAGUUCUGCACAAAUGAAAAGUUUUUUUUAUUAAAUACUCACGGUUUAUUUUAAUCCACAUAUUUAUACUGAAAAAGAAGGCUGUAAUAAAGGGCUUAAAUGUAUAUUUUCCUUGGAGUUCAAAUGUAGU
This is a messenger RNA of Tachyglossus aculeatus (Australian echidna), 1870 nucleotides long. It is a transcript of the gene GDF10, whose product is annotated as growth differentiation factor 10. Gene Ontology annotation, biological process: BMP signaling pathway; osteoblast differentiation; SMAD protein signal transduction. Gene Ontology annotation, molecular function: cytokine activity; growth factor activity. The transcript is spliced from 3 exons. NCBI's taxonomy places the organism in Eukaryota, Metazoa, Chordata, Mammalia, Monotremata, Tachyglossidae. The record is from RefSeq and is a predicted model, not a curated record. Gene Ontology annotation, cellular component: extracellular region. Bases 1 to 1251 code for a protein of 416 amino acids.